AUGACCCCAACCUCAUACAAGGACCUUGAACCCGACUCGUCAUUAACCGACGGAACCUUUGCAGUUUCUGGUGACAUACUCUCUGUAGACGGGCUCGGAGGGCUACUAGUGGAAGGAAAAACCAUAGGGGCCUCCGCUGGCGUCGCAGAACUUGAUGGAAUGCUUGCCGAUGCCUCCGGAGUCGCUGCAGUAACCGGACCCUCUGUCGACAUUGGCGGAGCCCCAAGUGGUGCCAAUGUAGGAGCAGUCACCGGAGUGGAAACCGCUGGUGAUGAAGCCGGAGGAGAGCCAGAUGGGGCAGCGGCAUUUGGCGAGGGCGCUGGAGGGGAGACGGUAGGACUUGGUGGGGAAGUGGAUGAAGAUGGAGAUGUAGCCGGAGAUUUUGAAGGGGAGACGGGAAUAGUUGGUGGGGAAGUGGAUGGGGAUGGGGAUGUGGCCGGAGAUUUUGAAGGGGAGACGGGAAUAGUUGGUAGGGAAGCCGAUGGGGAUGUAGCUGGAGAUUUUGAAGGGGAGACGGGAAGAGUUGGUGGGGAAGUGGAUGGAGAUGUAGCCGGUGAUUUUGAAGGGGACGAUGGGGGUGAAGUUGUGGACGGAGAAGGAGAAGAACUAGAGGGUGAUGUUGGAAUUGACGAGGAUGUGGGCGAUGGCGCAGGCGCAUUGUCCCCAUUUACUGUAAAAUUAGAGUUUGAAAUACAGAAAGCAGAAAGAAGAAGAAGAAGAAGAAGAACGCUGUGCAUAUGCUGCAACAUCUUGAUUGAACCCUCUGAAUGUUAG
Populus euphratica (Euphrates poplar) is the source of this 774-nucleotide messenger RNA. Its product is annotated as glycine-rich protein. The transcript has a single exon. The coding region runs from base 1 to 774 and encodes 257 amino acids. The record is from RefSeq and is a predicted model, not a curated record. Lineage: Eukaryota; Viridiplantae; Streptophyta; Magnoliopsida; Malpighiales; Salicaceae.